Messenger RNA from Clarias gariepinus (North African catfish), 2800 nucleotides. It is a transcript of the gene klf4, whose product is annotated as Kruppel-like factor 4. Gene Ontology annotation, molecular function: RNA polymerase II cis-regulatory region sequence-specific DNA binding; DNA-binding transcription factor activity, RNA polymerase II-specific. Lineage: Eukaryota; Metazoa; Chordata; Actinopteri; Siluriformes; Clariidae. Bases 292 to 1329 code for a protein of 345 amino acids. The transcript is spliced from 6 exons. The record is from RefSeq and is a predicted model, not a curated record. Gene Ontology annotation, biological process: regulation of transcription by RNA polymerase II.
AGAGGGAGACAGGGAGCGCGAGCGAGCGACCGAGCGGGGGAGUUUAAUAACACUCCACCGGUUGAGACAGGGACCCGCUAAUCCCCCUGUACACACACACGCACACGCAGUUUACACACAUAUAUACACGCGCGUGCGCGCGCGAGGGGGAGAGAGAGAGAAAGAGAGAUGAAGCGUAGUGGAGUUUAAACGCGUUUGGGACUGAGCAGAACUUCUGUCUGUGGAUUUUAUAAACCAGGAAUUAUUCUUUCGGGAUUUCUUUAGCGUGUGAACACCUGUACUUUUCCAUUGAUGAGGCAGCCUUCGGCAGAUGUGGACGGUAUGGCGCUGAGGCGCGCGCUCCUGCCCUCCAUCUCCACCUUCACCACCGGAGCCGCUGAGCCAAGAUGGAAGGAGGAAAUGUCUCAUCUGAAGCACUUUGAAAACAUCAUGACCAAAAAAGAGCCAGAGGAACUUGAAUUAAUCGACUACGAUUUCAUCCUCUCCAAUAGCGUCACGCAGCAGCAACAGCAGAAUCGGCCACCUCCAUCGGAAAUGACGUCAUCAGCCUAUCCAUCCUAUCACAUGUCAUAUGUGCCGGACAUCAGCGAUGUUUCUCCAAGCGGAGGAUUUGUCGCUGAGCUCAUGAGACCUGAUCUUGACCCUGCCUAUCUUCAGCCACUUAGCGCAGACAUUAGCGCUACCGCAAGCGUUGGUACUAACGCUAACGUUAACCUACAUGGGAAAUUUGUGGUUAAAACGACAAAUGUUCAAAGCAGCAUGUCGGCGUACCACGAGAAUGACACCAUGCCUGUGUCAGAAACAUCGCCAACUUUGUUCAUGUGCCACAGAAUAAAACAGGAAGUCCAGGCCCCUACGUCCUCUUCCUCGCUCUCACCAGAUGAACAUCACACACCUUCACAGGUGUUGGCUCAUCCCUCCAUCUCUGUUCCGCAUGGAUAUCAUCCAUCUCACAGUUAUUCCCAGUUUGCCGCAGCAUCAUCAGUGCAGUACUCCGAAAUGGUUCCUUCUGCACCAGAGGAGACUAAACCCAAACGUGGCCGACGCUCGUGGCCAAGGAAGAGAAUGGCCACACACACAUGUGAUUAUGCUGGCUGUGGGAAAACCUACACGAAGAGCUCGCACCUGAAAGCACAUCACAGAACACACACAGGAGAGAAGCCAUAUCAUUGUGAUUGGGAAGGCUGUGGAUGGAAAUUUGCCCGUUCUGAUGAACUGACUCGUCAUUACCGUAAACACACGGGUCACCGGCCGUUUCAGUGUCAGAAGUGCGACCGUGCUUUCUCCCGCUCUGAUCACCUGGCACUGCACAUGAAACGACAUCUAUAACCUUUAAUCCUUAAGCAUGUGCGACUCUACACAUUACGCACAGGACUUCCAUCAAAACUCCACGAGUUGCCUUUUUUAAAAAAAGACAACGAAUGAAAAAGACUUGAGACAUGCUGUGAAUGUUCACGGCAAAACAAAGUUCACUAUUAUCUUGAUUUUUUACUUUAGAUGGAAACGCUGACGGCUCAUGAACUGGACCACAUUUCAGCAAACCGUACUGACAAUUUUAUUUAUUAGACUUUAUUGUAAUUGUACAUCAUCAUUACUGUUAUUUCAUGUCUUUACUACAAACUGAAGAGCUUUACUGAAGAGCGUAAGGUCUUUCAGCAAUCAUCCUAUAAUACUACAACAUGAUCAACAUCCAGCAAUACCAAAUUAGGAUAACACUAACUCAAAUAUAGCCCUCUGGUAGUGUGCACUACUUUGUGAUGUACCAAGUUGACCUCAGUCUGAUGGAGACAGGUGGAGAACCACAGGGUCUGCAUUCUAAACUGUACAUCGUAAAACUGUGUAGAUCAGAAUGAGUGCAGUACAUAGCACAUUAAUCUCCACGGUAAGGAAAAGGGUGUGCGUAGUUUGGUGGUGUUUCAAAUACAACCAAGGAACCUGAAGCGCACAGGAUAAAGUAAUACAAUCUAUUUAGUGUUCUUGUCUUCCAGCACAUCAGUUACCACUGAUGUGUAAAAUGAUAAGCUUCAAUUAAAAAAAAAAUGUACAAGAUUUUGGGUGCCAAAAAUAGAACAGGAAACCAAAUCACUCUGGAAAUAUAUAAAUAUAAAACUGUAAUAAUAUUACUAUAAUGUCUCACUGUAAUUUUAAAACUAUUUUUGUAUAGAAUAAUAUUUAAGUGAAUACAUUUCUGAAACCAUCAAACCCAAGAAAGCCUGAAAAUAUAUAAAUUAUAAAUAAGAUUUUUUUUUUCUUCUAUAGAACUGGAAAUACUUACUUUUACAAAUAUUCAAUGGUGUUAUUUAAGUAACCAGGUUUUUACAGGAAAGUGAAAUUAAACUGGAAUUUUUUAGCAUAUUUAUAUCUGUAUAAAUUUAAAACAUAUAAACUGUUUCCAAAAAUCUGGAGAUCGAGGUGCCAAACUCAUUGAACAAGUAAGGAAAAUAUAUAUGUUGUAUAAAAUGUCAGGGAUGUUACGGGAUUAUUAUUCAAAAAUUACACCUUUAAUCUAGACACAAUUAUACACACACACACACACACACACACAUGUUAUAGUGAUAUUAGUAGUAAUUUCUGGUACAGGUUACUUUUUGGCGCAUUGUGUCUCUGCACUGGUGCAAUAAACAUUUUGAAAAAACCUGAAUAACACUCUGAAUAUUUUUGUAACUCUGAACAAAGGCUUUUCUGUUUAUAUUAAAUAAAUGUAAUAUAAUCCUUCAUUUUGUAAAACUUGUAAAUAGAUAUUUUUUGUAUUUUAUGUAUGAAUACAAUACUGUACAAAUAAAAUAUACAACAUUUCAAA